AUCUCAUUAGAACUAGACGUCUUUGCCUCACUUCCCACCACAUAAAUACAGCACAGAUAUACGAAAAAAAAAAAACAUGUAUAAAACGAGGCCCUUUUUGGCGAGUAAAAGAAACCCUGAUGCUGAUGCUGAUCCUGAUCCUGAUCCUGAUCCUGAUCCUGAUCCUGUUCCUGACCCCGAACCUUUGCAACCUAAGUAAGCUAAUAAAUUCCCAAUGUCCAUAUGUCCAUUUCAUCAAUGUUAGGACACGCGAAAGGCUUUGCUACUUGGAACAGACAUUUCUGAACUUUGCAAAUAGUAUACGAACACUGAAGGAAGAUCCAACGGAGUCCGAGAUUGUCGAAAUAGACCACGAAGUGCCGCCAGAGGAAUACCUGGUGCCUUACAUCCAGAACUACGAGUGUGCGGAUAUAAUAGUCACUGUUCACGAUCGCGUCUUCCUUUGCCACAAUAUCAUACUAAGUAUUUACUCAAGGCGAAUGCUGAAAAUAUUGCAGGAAGAUGUUGACCAUAUUGUCUUUAAGUCGAAUGAUUUGAGCCCGAAAGGAUUCAGCGACGCAUAUCUAUGGAUGAUUUCCAGUGAUGGCGAGGUUAAUCCGUGCGAUAUGGGCGAAAUUUUGAGGGCCGCAUACUUCCUGGACAUUCCCGAGCUGCUCGAGGCCUGUUGGGCGAACCUGGAUAGGAUAACAUUCUUUGAGAUCUCUGCGUUUCGCCUAUUGUUCGAAUUACGAGGCGCCACCAACUUGUGGGAUGUAUUCGAUAAGCUGACUGGGCGCAUUUCCAUUUCAAUUUUGCCAGUCGCAUCGACUCGGGAAUUCCUGUGCCUCAGCGAAACACAAAUUUGCUACAUACUCAAGUCCAACUUUCUGGCAAUCAAUUCGGAAAUGGAGGCAAGUUCUAUAUCUAUACGACGUUCGAGCACCUAUAGGGUUUUAAGUCAAAUUCGCUUCAGCUUCCUGCCGCCCCUCAUGCUAAAGAAGUUCAGGAGUGAGGAACUCCAUAAGAUGCCCGAAUUUAGUGACAUUCUAAAGGAGUUUAGCAAGUCGCCCGAUGUCAUCACACUUCUGCGGGACUCGGUGUUUAACAGCAGUUUGCUCUUAACCGUGCGCAACAAUCCGAGUGUACUCGAUACGCAUGUGGAGUUCACGGAGGUGGAGCUAAUGGAGCCACGCCAUUGGGUACAGGAUCAUACCUGUGACUACCAUCGGAAGGUGACACAGCUGUGUCCAAAUAUGCGUUUCAUAACGCUAAACGAAUAUCAAGAGUACCUAAAACGCCUGUCGAUUGGACCCGAAUUCAAUACGUGUUUCAAGCAUACCAGGGAUCGGGAAUCAGAAGGACAAGAAGAUAUGUGGAAGCAUAUGUGA
Drosophila melanogaster (fruit fly) is the source of this 1367-nucleotide messenger RNA. RefSeq lists its product as uncharacterized. Lineage: Eukaryota; Metazoa; Arthropoda; Insecta; Diptera; Drosophilidae. The transcript is spliced from 2 exons. Bases 120 to 1367 code for a protein of 415 amino acids. The record is from RefSeq and is marked reviewed.